Messenger RNA from Alternaria arborescens, 141 nucleotides. RefSeq lists its product as hypothetical. Bases 1 to 141 code for a protein of 46 amino acids. Lineage: Eukaryota; Fungi; Ascomycota; Dothideomycetes; Pleosporales; Pleosporaceae. The record is from RefSeq and is a predicted model, not a curated record. The transcript has a single exon.
AUGGACGGCUACUCGGCGCGCAAGAAUGCGCUGAGUGGUUACGGAACUCUUUCCACUAUGAUCAACGCUUCUUCCAAGUUGCCCAAGAGCGUAAGGAGGAAGAGAUAUCCAAUUCGCUCGGGCAUGUCUGACCGGGUCUAG